AUGGACAAGACGGGCUUCUCCCACCUGGUCGAGAUCAAGGACCUCAAGCUCAGGCUCCUCAACAAGGUCUGCGCGCUGAUGAUCCACGAGCCGCGGUACUACGCGCCCGAGCCGUCGAAGACGCAGGCCGACCUGAGCCAGCUGCUGACCGAGAUCGCCGCCCGCGAUCCCGAGUUCGUGUGGAAGGUCAUCCUCUACGUGCGCGAUGAGCUCAACAUCCGCUCGACCGCCAACUGGAUGAUGGCCGUCGCUGCCAAUCUCAAGCCCUGCCACGCCUUCUUCGAGCGCUACUUCUCCAGCUGCGUGCGCCUGCCCAGCGACCUGCUCGACGUCGUCAAUCUCUACCUCGACCUCCCCAACCGCUACCUGCCCGACUCCCGGUCCCUCCCCGCCGCCCUCCGUACCGCCGUCCAGCACAAGUUCCUCGAGUUCGACGACUACCAGCUCGCCAAGUACAACAAAGAGAACGCCCACAAGAAGAAGGCCAAGCUGGCCAAGGCCAAGGCUAAGGCUGACGCCACAGCAGCAGCCAGGACUCCCGACGCGGUCUCGACCGCCACCUCGGCGACGCCGAAGAAGGGUGGUCGGCCACCGCAGGAGUCACCAUCGGCCAAGCCGCAGAAGCUAACGCUGAAGCAGCUGAUCAGGAAGGUGCACGUCGCGGAGCCGGCGAAUGCGGUGUGCGCGCUGCUGGGCAAGAAGUACCCGGAGUCGCCGGAGGCGUUCGCCAAGAUGGGCCUGGCGGGCGAGUUCGACACGACGCUGGCGGGCAAGCGGAUGAAGCUGCCGGUGCCCGUGACGUGGGAGACGCAGCUGUCGGCGCUGGGCAACCAGCACAGCACGUGGCAGAUGCUGAUCGACGAGAAGAAGCUGCCCUUCAUGGCCAUGCUGCGCAACCUGCGCAACCUGAUCGUCACCGGCAUCUCGCCGGAGCACCACGAGCAGAUCCUGGCGCGCCUCACCGACGAGCGGUCGGUCACGGGCUCGCGCCAGCUGCCGUGGCGCUUCCUGUCGGCCCACCAGGCGAUCGACAUCGACCUCGAGAAGCUCAUGAACGACAUGCUCGACCACGACGGGUCCAAGUACAAGGUGGUGCAGGUGCCGGUCAAGGGCAAGAAGGGCCGCCAGAUGGCGGCCAACCGCACCAUCCGCAAGCGCGUGAUCAUCCCCGUGCACAUGCCCGACCUGCCGCUCAUCCGUCGCUACCAGGAGGCCAUCGACACCGCCAUCCGCCUGGCCACGCUCCACAACCUGCCGCCGGUCGAGGGCCGCACGGUCAUCUUCUGCGACGUGUCGGGCUCGAUGCGCCAGCCGUGCCGCUCGUGCAAGGGCGGCCUCGGCACCGGCAUCCAGCAGGCCUUUGAGAUCGCCAUCCUGCUCGGGCUCAUGCUCCAGUCUUGCUGCGACGAGGUCGACUUCCGCAUCUUCUCGUCGCCGCCGCGCAACGGCAGCAAGUGCCACCUGUCCGUGCCGCUCGUCGAGAACACGAUCCUGAAAAACGUCAAGCGCGUCACCAAGCAGUCGGAGGAGCUGGGCGGCGGCACCGACUUCCCGUUCGACUACCUGGAGGACCUCAUCGCGCGCAAGGAGAAGAUCGACAACUUCAUCAUCCUCUCUGACAUGAUGAUCGCACCCGGCCGCGGCGAGAUGGCCCAGGGCAAGACGACGGUGAGCGCCGUGCUGGACAAGUACCGGCGCGAGGUCAACCCCGACCUCCUCUUCGUCUCGGUCGACCUGUGCGGCAGCGGGUCGGCGCUGGUCGAGGUGAGCGAGGGCAAGCACCCCAACGACAUGCUCAUCAGCGGCUUCUCCGACGGCAUCCUCAAGUUCAUCGCCCAGCGCGGCGCGACCAACAAGCAGCUCGAAUAUGUCGAGAGCAUCGGCCAGGCCAAGCGCCUCGGCUACAAGAAGCCCCGCCGGCCCUUCAACAAGACGACCGCCAAGAACGACGUCGGAAGUGCCGCCACUGCCGAGGCCGAAGCUCAAGUCGCAGAGGGCGACGCCAUGCAGGUGGCCGCCGAAGAGACGCCCAAGGGAAAGGAGAAGGACUUGGUCGACCCUGUGAGCGCCUAA
Acanthamoeba castellanii str. Neff is the source of this 2073-nucleotide messenger RNA. RefSeq names its product TROVE domain containing protein. The record is from RefSeq and is a predicted model, not a curated record. Gene Ontology annotation, biological process: telomere maintenance via recombination. Gene Ontology annotation, cellular component: telomerase holoenzyme complex. The transcript has a single exon. Gene Ontology annotation, molecular function: telomerase activity; telomerase RNA binding. The coding region runs from base 1 to 2073 and encodes 690 amino acids. Lineage: Eukaryota; Discosea; Longamoebia; Acanthamoebidae.